AUGGUAGGAUUGUUUGACCUGGUUAUACAAACAAGUACUCAACACAACGUUGAAUCAAUUGCUCUUGAAAAUAGUUUAACUUUGGUAACAGAUGAAGUGUUCACAGCAUCAUCACAAUCAACCAAUAGUACAGCUGCUGGUUUUCGAAAUGCAGUGAUUGAAUUACAAGCUAAUUAUGGUAAUACAAUCUUGUUAGAUGGAGACAAAAUCUCUAGGCCUCCGCCAAUUGAGGACAGAAUACCAAUUAUUAAUCGACCAAUGAGAGCAAAAGAACUAAAUCUAAUAUCAACCUGGAUAAAUGGUACAAAUAAUCGAUGGUCUAUAUUAGCUAAAUAUUUAAAUUUAGAACAAACACAAAUAAAUGAUGUUGGAAAUUUUAUUCAAGAUCGGAAAUUGCAGUCAAAACCACAAGCACAAAUUAAACAACUGUUACGUGUUUGGUGGCAACUACCAGACGGAAAAGCAAAUGCACUUGAUUUAUUUUAUGCACUCUUGAAAUUGAAUGAGAAAACAGCCGCCAGACGAUUAAGAGAUGAGAUGAUUGAACAUCCAGAUCCAAAUAUUAUUGAUGAAGUGGAUAAUGAUUCCUCAUUUUUGAUAAUGUGUUAUAUAAAUAAACGAUUCUUAACUUUUCGUCAAAAAAUCAUCGAUUGUUUGUCUCAAGAUGAACGAAUAUUGGCUAUUGAACUGACGAAUUUUACUUAUGAACAUUCAAAAUAUCGAACGCUUUUUCAACAGGAACACAUCGAACGUGUUGCCAAUAACACUAUGUCACCAGCAAGCGAAUUUAUAAUAUGUUUGGAUGAAUUAAAAUCACUUGAACCAGAUAUGAUUUACAAUUCAAACGAUAUUCACACAACAUUUUUGUAUGAUUUUUUAUUUGCAUCUUCAUUGUUUUCAAAAUUUGACAUAUUCGUAUUACUCAAGAUAUAUUACGGCGAUACAUUUCCGAAAGCAUAUGAUUAUUUGGCACAGGGAACAAAACCAGAACUAACAUUUGCAAUUAAUUAUUUGUGCAAAGAUUUAAAAGAUCGUCCACAAAAUUUACGAUUUUUCAGUCACUUUAUCAGUAUCACUGCAUUUAAUGCUAUAAAUCCAACUGAUAAUAUUCAUCCACUUGAUGAUAUAACAUCGAAAAUAUGGCGAGAAUUAUUUCAAAAAAUUCGAGUUACAUUUAUUGCACGAGAAAAACGUGAUUUAACUGUUCAAGAUUUGCUUAAAGCCUUAAAUGGAAGUGGUUUAGCUAGAAUGGGAGAAAAUUUAAAGAGAAAAUUAAUGGUACAAGGUUAUACCCUAUAA
Molecule: messenger RNA, 1299 nt
Organism: Didymodactylos carnosus
Lineage: Eukaryota; Metazoa; Rotifera; Eurotatoria; Philodinida; Philodinidae
Source: the annotation of a GenBank genome assembly